This is a messenger RNA of Drosophila bipectinata, 3074 nucleotides long. NCBI's taxonomy places the organism in Eukaryota, Metazoa, Arthropoda, Insecta, Diptera, Drosophilidae. The record is from RefSeq and is a predicted model, not a curated record.
CGUUUGCGAAGAGCUUCAAACACAACAUGGAUCUAACAUACAUUCUCUUCCAAGUGGCGAUCGCGCUGUUGGCCAUCGUCACCUAUAUCGUCCAUCGACGGUUGACUUACUUCAAACGCCGCGGUAUCCCGUACGAUCCUCCCCAUCCUGUGAGAGGAAACCUUCAGGGACUGUUGAAGACAAGAGGCUUUCACGAAAUCUUACGCGAUCACUACAACAAGUUCCGGGAGGUCAAAGCCCCUUUUGUGGGUUUCUAUAUAUUCCAAAAACCCGCUGCUUUCGUCAAGGACCAGGAGCUGGCCAAGCACAUCCUGAUAAAGGACUUUUCCAACUUCUCCGACAAGGGGCUGUUCUACAAUGAGAAGGAUGACCCCAUUUCGGCACAUCUCUUCAACCUGGAUGGACCCCAGUGGCGGUUACUUCGCAGCAAACUAUCAUCGACCUUCACUUCUGGGAAAAUGAAGUACAUGUAUCCCACAGUGGUUUCAGUGGCCAACGAAUUCAUCGCUGUGAUGAAUGAAAAAGUGCAGCAGAAAUCGGUCCUGGACAUCCGUGAUCUGGUGGCCCGGUUCACGGUGGAUGUGAUCGGCACCUGUGCUUUUGGCAUCCAGUGCAACAGCUUGCGGGAUGAGGAGGCCGAGUUCCUGCAUUUUGGAAAGCGAGCCCUAGUGGAAAAGCGCCAUGGUCCCUUGGUAUUGGGAUUCAUGCGAACCUAUCCAAAGUUGGCCAAGAAACUGGGCUUUGUGAGAACUGCCCAACCAAUUCAGGACUUUUACCGUCGCAUUGUAACGGAGACAGUGACUUAUCGCGAAAAGGAAAAGAUAAACCGGAAUGACUUCAUGGACAUGCUGAUCGACAUGAAGAACAAAAAAGAAGUGACCCUGGACAACGGCGAGGUGGUCAAGGGCCUGACCAUGGACGAAGUGCUGGCCCAAGCCUUCGUGUUCUUCAUUGCUGGGUUCGAGACCUCCUCGUCCACGAUGGGCUAUGCUUUGUAUGAGUUGGCCAAGAACCCCGAGGUCCAAGACAAGCUAAGAGCUGAAAUCAACGAUGGGCUAGUGCAGCACAAUCACGAGCUCACCUACGAGUGCAUCAAGGACCUCCACUACCUCCACCAGGUUAUAAAUGAAACUCUACGUCGGUACACCAUUGUUCCCCAACUGGAUCGCAUGGCAAAAAAUCGCUACGUGGUUCCAGGACACCCUAACUUUGUCAUCGAAGCCGGCCAAUCGGUCAUCAUUCCCUCAUCUGCUAUCCACCUCGACCCGGAAAUCUACCCCGAGCCUUAUGAGUUCCGCCCUGAGAGAUUCUCUCCCGAGGAAUCGGCCAACAGGUCCUCAGUAGCUUGGCUUCCCUUUGGAGAUGGUCCGCGGAACUGCAUUGGCCUGAGAUUUGGCCAGAUGCAGGCGCGCAUUGGACUUGCUCUACUCAUCAAGAACUUUAAGUUCUCCACCUGCCCCCAAACUCCCGAUCCUCUAGUCUACGAUCCCAAAUCAUUUGUGCUCAGCGUAAAGGACGGCAUUCACCUUAAACUGGAGAAAGUCCCUAUAAAGCUAACCAUGGCUGUUGGUACGGUUUUGUUCAUUGCGUUUCUGGCGCUUCUUGUCUAUCUUUUGGUGAAGAUACGCCAAACCAUGAAGUAUUGGCAGAAUGAAGGUAUUCCUUGCGAGGAACCGGACCUACUAAUGGGAAGCUUAAAGGGAUUGCUGACCAAGAGAUCGUUUAAUGACGUCUGGAUGGGUUACUACAAAAAGUUUCGCGGCACCGGGCCCUUUGCCGGAUUCUACUGGUUCCGUCGACCUGCGGCCUUUGUUUUGGAGCCAUCCCUCGCCAAGAACAUUCUCAUCAAGGAUUUCAACAAGUUCACGGACCGGGGCUUCUACCACAACACCAAGGAUGAUCCAUUAUCGGGUCAGUUGUUUCUGCUGGAUGGCCAGAAGUGGAAAUCAAUGCGCACCAAGCUAUCACCCACCUUUACCUCCGGAAAAAUGAAGUACAUGUUUCCUACCGUCAUCAAGGUGGGUUAUGAGUUUACCGAUGUUUUCUCCGAAAUGGUGGACCAAUCCUCCAUCGUUGAGGUCAAGGAGUUGUUGGCCAGAUUCACUACAGAUGUGAUUGGCACCUGUGCCUUUGGCAUCGAGUGCAGCAGCCUGAAAGAUCCCGAGGCCGAGUUCCGGGUCAUGGGUCGUCGAUCCUUGACGGAACAACGUCUAAGUUCCAUGGCUAUGGGAUUCGUUAACAGUUUCCCUAAUCUUGCUCGACGCCUUGGCAUGAAGACUACCGCGGAGCCCAUUGAAAAGUUCUUCAUGCGCAUCGUCCGGGAAACGGUGAGCUUCCGAGAGCAAAACAACAUCCGGCGAAAUGACUUUAUGGAUCAGUUGAUCGAUUUAAAAAACAACCCACUAAUGAAAUCCGAAAACGGAGAGAAUGUCAAUCUGACCAUUGAAGAGGUGGCAGCUCAGGCAUUUGUAUUCUUUACUGCUGGUUUUGAGACUUCCUCGACCACAAUGGGAUUCGCCUUGUACGAGUUAGCCCAGCAUCAAGAUAUUCAGGAUCGUGUAAGAAAGGAGUUACAGGAGGUUGGCCAAAAGUUUAAUGGAGAGUUAACAUACGAGAGCAUUAAGGAACUGGUCUAUCUCGACCAGGUUAUAUCUGAAACUCUUCGCUUAUACACAGUCCUUCCAGUCCUGAACCGCGAAUGCCUUGAGGACUAUGUAGUCCCCGAGAAUCCCAAGUAUGUGAUCAAGAAAGGAAUGCCUAUUAUAAUCCCCGCCGGAGCAAUGCAUAGAGACGAGCGAUUUUACCCCAACCCUGACACAUUUGAUCCGGACAACUUCUCUCCAGAACGAGUCAGGAAUCGCGACUCUGUUGAAUGGCUUCCAUUCGGAGAUGGCCCCCGCAAUUGCAUUGGAAUGCGUUUUGGCCAAAUGCAAAGCCGCAUUGGCCUGGCGCUCCUCAUCAAGAACUUUAAGUUCUCCGUUUGCAGUCAGACAACUAUUCCCAUGAAGUUCGAUAAAAAAUUAUUCCUCAUAGGCAGUGAAUCUGGAAUUUAUCUUAAGGUGGAACGUGUGUAA